This is a messenger RNA of Pleurotus ostreatus (oyster mushroom), 1458 nucleotides long. RefSeq lists its product as uncharacterized. The coding region runs from base 1 to 1458 and encodes 485 amino acids. Gene Ontology annotation, cellular component: fungal-type vacuole. Gene Ontology annotation, molecular function: serine-type carboxypeptidase activity. Gene Ontology annotation, biological process: proteolysis. NCBI's taxonomy places the organism in Eukaryota, Fungi, Basidiomycota, Agaricomycetes, Agaricales, Pleurotaceae. The transcript has 11 exons. The record is from RefSeq and is a predicted model, not a curated record.
AUGAUAUUCGGUGCUUUGGCAGCGAUUCUUCCUGCUCUCAUCCCCUUGGCAGAUGCAGGACAGAUACCUGUGGUCGACGGCGUGAUUGGUGGCGUACCCGCAACCUUCAAUCUCACCGAAAAGGCGGACUCGGUCCUAGCGCCAGCUGCCACCACCCCCGGCCAGUUGCGCAUCGUUGAGAAUCAUGGUGUUUGUGAAACGACCCCGGGAGUGUACCAAGCUUCUGGUUACGGCGAUUUGACAUCUACCAAGAGUAUAUGGUUCUGGUACUUUGCCGCUCGCAACAAUCCAGACACUGCUCCCCUCGCACUAUGGUUCAAUGGAGGACCUGGAUCUUCAUCGAUGAUUGGUCUUUUCCAAGAGAACGGGCCAUGCCGUAUUACCAACGAUUCUUCGACUGUUAUCAACAAUCCUUUCUCAUGGAAUACUAACGCAAACUUGCUGUUCAUUGACCAACCCGUCGGCGUUGGUUUCUCUCACGGCGACACGACCGUCGGCACCAGUCAACAAGCUGCCGCGGACGUAUGGUCCUUCCUUCAAAUAUUCCUCAAGGACUCGCGAUUUGCCUCUUUGCAAAAGAGGGACUUGGCUAUCUGGACCGAAUCAUACGGUGGACACUACGGACCCACCUUCGCUGCUCAUUUCUUGGCUCAGAAUUCAGCCAUCUCAGCGGGUACCGUUACUGGCCUCCCCCUCAACCUAAAGGUCUUAGGUGUUGGCGAUGGCCUAACAGACCCCCUUAAUCAAUACCCAGGAUACUUGGCAUACGCCGCUAGCAACCCGUACCACCCUCUAGUAUCUCAAUCCACUAUUACCCGCGCUACCACUGCCUGGACGCAAUCGGGUGGCUGCCGUGACUUGAUCACCCAAUGCAACGCUGGUGGAACCAACAGUGUUUGCUCCAGAGCGCAGAGCUUCUGCAACAACAACAUUCUUUCUCCGCUUGCCGGAAACUUUGAUGUUUACUACGUGCUAGCGACCGAUCCCGACCCAUACCCGCCCUCGUUCACCACCUGGUUGAACUCUGUACGUACCAAGAUUGGAGGCGAGGUCACCUACACUACAAGCAGCAACAAAGUAUAUAGCAACUUUGCGGCUACUGGUGAUUGGAUGAGGAAUUCGCGUCCUGAUUUGGAAACAGUCAUCAACGCUGGAGUUAGAACACUCAUCUUUGAUGGUGAUGCCGAUUACAUCUUGAACUUCAAUGGUGUCGAAGCGAUGGUCGACGCUCUGCAAACGAAGUUCACUUCUCUCUACAAACAACAAGCCUUCCAACCAUUCGCCGUCGGCGGCAAGACGACUGGCCAAUUCAAGAACGCCGGAACAUUUUCUUACCUACGCAUCUACGGUGCAGGCCAUGAAGUCCCCGCCUAUAAGUUUGGAGGACUGCCAGCUGGCCAGGCGGCUCUGCAAUUCUUUACUCAAAUUAUGAACAACUCUAGUUUGAGCUCCACAUAA